AUGGCAUUCACUGAAAAGUCCGUUCAUGAGUUGUGGCAUAGUCUCAAGGAGAUCACUAACGAUGAUGUGGAACUUUUCCACGACAAGAUCUCUACUUUCGAACUAAAGGACAACGAUUCAAGCGACGAUGUUAUCAGGGAAAAAUUCCUAAAGCCUUCAAACGUACUGCCCUGGUCUUUACUAGAUACUGUACAGAGUGUCCCUCAGGGAAAAUCAUUCGAGAGUUAUGAUUACAAGGGACUACUCAGAAUUCCAGAGCCUAUUGGUAGAACUUCCUAUCAUUCAAAGCGUAGAGGGCUCGAGGGACGUAUCUGCGGUUACAAGGAGGAAGUAAAUUUAAAGGAAGUUACAAAUGCAAAUGCUGCCAAUUCUCUGUCGUUGGGCAGAAGUAUAAAUACUCAUGGUAACGCAAUAAAGGGUUCCACUUCGCAACUGCCGUUUGCACCAGGUGGGAUUACAAUGAAUGCGAUCCACGAUUCUGCGCAAGGUGUUUCUUCGAUGGAAAAAGUUACUAGAUUAUUGCAUAAGGAUCAGCAAGGUUUGUUUGAUGUUCCAAACGGAUUGGAAAGGGGCAUCAGACCAGAGAGUACCCGUGUCAAUGAAGAGCCAGUUGAUCAGGUCACUGAGUUGAACCAAGUCGAUAACGAACUUGAGAUCGAAAACGAAUUGGAAGAUGAAAAACUGAAACAAGAAAGAGAGACGGAUUCCAGAACCACAGCAGCUAUCUUUGGUGCGAACCAGGAGACUGGUACUGAUAUUGAUGAUCUAUUGCCCAUGGGAAUCGAUUUUGCAAGAAAUGUUGUCACUGCACAAAAAAAUUUGGAUCGGAAAGAAUGGGCUCAUGUCGUUGAUUUGAACCAUAAAAUUGACAACUUUGAUGAGCUGAUCCCCAACCCUGCUAGAACAUGGCCUUUUGAAUUGGAUACUUUCCAAAAGGAGGCGGUAUAUCACUUAGAACAAGGUGAUUCGGUAUUUGUUGCUGCACACACAUCCGCUGGUAAAACAGUAGUGGCAGAAUAUGCAAUUGCGAUGUCCAAGAGAAAUAUGACAAAGACAAUCUAUACAUCGCCCAUUAAAGCUCUCUCAAAUCAAAAAUUUAGAGAUUUUAAAGAAACCUUCGAGGAUGUUGGUGUCGGUUUAAUCACCGGUGAUGUCCAGAUCAAUCCAGAGGCUAACUGUUUGAUCAUGACUACGGAAAUCUUGAGAUCAAUGCUUUACAGAGGUGCAGAUCUGAUCAGAGACGUGGAAUUUGUUAUCUUCGAUGAAGUGCAUUACGUUAAUGACCAGGAUCGUGGUGUGGUCUGGGAAGAAGUUAUUAUCAUGUUACCUCAACAUGUAAAAUUCAUCCUGCUAUCUGCCACAGUUCCUAAUACUUAUGAAUUUGCGAACUGGAUUGGUAGAACUAAGCAAAAGAAUAUCUAUGUCAUCUCUACUCCAAAGAGACCAGUUCCUUUAGAGAUUAACAUUUGGGCAAAGAAUCAAUUGAUUCCCGUUAUAAGUUCUAAUAAAGAGUUUUUGGAUUCAAAUUUCAAGAAGCAUAAGGAUUUACUGGCUGGUGCUCCACCAAAAGAUGACACAAAGGACGCCAAGUCAGGAAGGGGUGGCGGCCGCGGUGGUCAGCGCGGUGGUCUACGUGGUGGCCCCCGUGGAGGUCAGCGAGGCGGCCGUGGUGGCUCUAGAGGUGCGGGGGCCAUAGGGUCAAACAAGAGUCAGUUUUACAAGAGGGGCGGACCUUCCAAGAAGACUUGGCCAGAUAUUGUCAAUUAUCUAAAAUCCAAGGAUUUAUUACCGGCAGUGGUAUUCGUGUUCAGUAAGAAGCGUUGCGAGGAAUAUGCUGACUGGCUUGAAGGUGUCAAUUUCUGUAAUGGUAAGGAAAAAUCUCAGAUUUUCAUGUUCAUCGAGAAAUCAGUGACAAGACUAAAGAAGGAAGAUCGUGAACUGCCUCAAAUUCUUAAGAUCAGAUCGCUUUUAGAAAGAGGUAUCGCGGUUCAUCAUGGUGGUUUAUUGCCCAUCGUAAAAGAAUUGAUCGAGAUGCUUUUCGCUAAGGGUUUGAUCAGAGUUCUAUUUGCAACGGAAACAUUUGCAAUGGGUCUAAACUUGCCAACAAGAACUGUUAUCUUCAGUGAAAUUCAAAAACAUGAUGGUACAGGUCUGAGAAAUUUGGCUCCUGGUGAGUUCACACAAAUGGCUGGUAGAGCUGGUAGAAGAGGUUUGGAUAAGAUGGGUUUGGUCAUUGUUAUGGCAUACAACGAGCCAAUACAGUCGGCUUCAUUUAAGGAGGUGACAAUGGGUGUACCUACCAAGCUGCAAUCACAAUUCAGACUGACAUACAAUAUGAUCUUGAAUCUAUUGAGAAUUGAAGCUUUGAAAGUUGAAGAGAUGAUCAAAUAUUCCUUUAGCGAAAACUCCAAACAAACAUUGUUACCAGAACAGGAGAGAAAGAUAAAUGAACUGGAAGAGAAAAUGGAAGAGCUUCAAUUGUACGAUAAGUCAGGAUCCAACGUUGAUAUGGAUAAAUUCUUAGACGCCGUGGUCAGAUUUAGAAAAGCAACUUCCCAGAUGAUGGAGGAGCUAGCUAAGACUGAUGCGAUCUUUCAUGCAUUGAAGGUAGGAAGACUAAUUGUUUUCAGAGAUGCCGAUGAUAAUGCCAGAUUAGGUUUUGUUUUCCGUACGAACAUGAAGGACAAUUCAGCGGUGGUAAUGACUUUUACGCAACCCAACACACUAAGCUCUGGUGAAUCCAAUCAUUUGCCAUAUAUAGCAGGAUUGGCAAAAUACACGGUCAGUAACUUCAAGAGAUUUGAAGGUACCAAGUAUUUUAUGCAAGAAGUUCCUUUGACAUCGAUUGAGCUCAUCACGGCUUAUACGCUGAAAAUCUCAUUCACUGACAUUAUGAAGAAAGAUGAUGAAUCCGUCAAGAAAUUCGAGGAUGAGGUUAAAAUCAUCCUUAAGAUUUCUCAGAGGUUGAAGGAGAGUUUGGCAGAGAAAAAGGGAAGUCUCAAAGUUCAUCAACAAAUUUUGGAAAGAAAUAAUAUCAAAAAUGAAAUUCUAUCUUGCCAGGUAAUAAACUCUCCAGAUUUGGCAGAAAAGUUUUUGCCCAAAUAUAAAGCUUUCAUGAUUAAAGAUGAGAUCAACAACUUACGCCAUUUGAUGUCAGAUCAAAACUUGAACCUGUUACCUGAUUAUGAGAAGAGGUUAGCCGUUCUUAAGGACGCUGGCUUUAUUGACCAAAAUCACAAUGUGCUUCUGAAAGGUAGAGUUGCGUGCGAGAUUAACUCAGGAUAUGAGCUUGUCCUCACCGAGCUUAUCCUGGACAAUUUUCUCGGUGACUUCGAACCCGAAGAGAUCGUUGCAUUACUGUCGGUCUUCGUGUAUGAGGGACGUACCCGAGAGGAAGAGCCCCCUAUUAUCACUCCAAGGCUGGCUAGAGGGAAGAAGCGUAUCGAGGAGAUUUACACUCAAAUGCUGAAAGUUUAUGAAACUCAUCAAAUUCCAUUGACAAGAGAUGAAGCCGAGUUCUUGGAAAGGAAGAGGUUCGCAUUGAUGAAUGUCGUGUAUGAAUGGGCUCGAGGAUUAUCAUUCAAAGAGAUAAUGGAUAUCAGUCUCGAAGCCGAAGGUACAGUUGUCAGGGUCAUCACAUGGCUUGAUGAAAUCUGUCGUGAAGUCAAGACAGCAUCAAUAAUCAUCGGUAAUUCCAACCUCCACAUGAAAAUGAGCCAGGCACAAGAAUUGAUCAAAAGAGAUAUCGUUUUCGCCGCUUCUUUGUACCUAUAG
Molecule: messenger RNA, 3774 nt
Organism: Torulaspora delbrueckii
Lineage: Eukaryota; Fungi; Ascomycota; Saccharomycetes; Saccharomycetales; Saccharomycetaceae
Gene: SKI2
Product: SKI complex RNA helicase subunit SKI2
Exons: 1
Coding region: 1-3774 (1257 amino acids)
Biological process (GO): nuclear-transcribed mRNA catabolic process, 3'-5' exonucleolytic nonsense-mediated decay
Cellular component (GO): Ski complex
Molecular function (GO): RNA binding; RNA helicase activity; ATP binding
Source: RefSeq, a predicted model, not a curated record